Messenger RNA from Carcharodon carcharias (great white shark), 6067 nucleotides. Its product is annotated as kinesin-1 heavy chain. Lineage: Eukaryota; Metazoa; Chordata; Chondrichthyes; Lamniformes; Lamnidae. The record is from RefSeq and is a predicted model, not a curated record. The coding region runs from base 269 to 3232 and encodes 987 amino acids. The transcript is spliced from 27 exons. Gene Ontology annotation, molecular function: microtubule binding; microtubule motor activity; ATP binding. Gene Ontology annotation, biological process: microtubule-based movement.
CGCGCUGAGUGAGAGUGAGGCCGCGGCUGCGAGACGGGUGUUCGCCGGUUUAAUGGCGGCCAUGUUGCAUCGGAAGUGAAGUGAAAAGGGAGAGAGCGGAAGAAAAAAAAACAAAGUCGCCGUCAGGAUCGCGAACCGGCUCGCUACGCUCGGCGGAGAGACAUCAACCACCGAUCAGGAGGGUGAAAGAAGCAAAGCUGUUAGGGGGGGGAAGUUUAAUUUGUAUUAUUUUUGAAAAUUUUCCCCCCCAAUACAAUAAAAAAGGACAAUGGCGGAUCCGGCAGAGUGCAGUAUAAAAGUGAUGUGCCGCUUCAGGCCCCUGAAUGACUCGGAGGUCCAACGCGGAGAUAAAUAUAUCUGCAAAUUUCAAGGGGAUGAAACUGUGUCGGUCGGGGGCAAGUCUUAUGUGUAUGACUAUGUUUUUCCAUCAAAUGCAACACAAGAACAAGUGUACAAUGCCUGUGCAAAAAAUAUUGUCAAAGAUGUUCUUGAUGGAUAUAAUGGUACAAUAUUCGCAUAUGGGCAGACGUCUUCUGGUAAAACUCACACUAUGGAGGGAACACUUCAUGAUCCUGAUUGUAUGGGAAUAAUUCCCAGGAUAGCCCAAGAUAUUUUUAAUUACAUUUACUCCAUGGAUGAAAAUUUGGAAUUCCACAUCAAGGUUUCAUAUUUUGAAAUUUACUUGGACAAGAUUAGGGAUCUUUUGGAUGUGUCGAAGACUAAUCUCUCUGUCCAUGAAGAUAAAAAUAGAGUUCCUUAUGUUAAGGGCUGCACCGAACGUUUUGUUUGCAGUCCUGAUGAGGUCAUGGAUACAAUUGAUGAAGGAAAGUCCAACAGGCAUGUAGCAGUUACAAAUAUGAAUGAACACAGCUCACGUAGCCACAGUAUCUUCCUUAUUAAUGUCAAACAAGAAAACACUGCAACAGAGCAGAAGCUAAGUGGCAAACUUUAUCUGGUUGACUUGGCAGGUAGCGAGAAGGUCAGUAAAACUGGAGCAGAAGGGGCUGUGCUCGAUGAGGCCAAGAAUAUCAACAAGUCUUUGUCAGCACUGGGGAAUGUCAUUGCUUCUCUAGCAGAGUCAAGCACAUACGUACCAUACCGUGACAGCAAAAUGACCAGAAUUUUACAGGAUUCACUGGGUGGUAACUGCAGAACUACUAUAGUUAUUUGCUGCUCUCCAUCAUCCUACAAUGAGACAGAGACUAAAACUACAUUGAUGUUUGGUCAGAGAGCCAAGACCAUUAAGAAUACUGUAACUGUUAAUGUUGAGCUCACGGCAGAACAGUGGAAGAAGAAAUAUGAAAAAGAGAAGGAGAAAAACAAGACUUUAAGAAAUACUAUACAGUGGCUUGAAAAUGAACUCAAUAGAUGGCGGAAAGGUGAGUCUGUACCUGUAGAAGAACAGUAUGACAAAGAGAAACACAAGGAAGCACUUGAGAUUGUUCUCACCAAUGACAAAAUAGAGGAAACACCUACUGUUAAACUCACCGAUGCAGAGAAACUAAAGAUGGAUUCAGAAAUUUCAAAACUGUAUAAGCAGCUUGAUGAUAAGGAUGAGGAGAUCAAUCAGCAGAGCCAACUGGUGGAAAAACUUAAGCAGCAGAUGUUGGACCAGGAAGAACUUCUGGCAUCCACCAGACGAGACCAAGACAAUAUGCAGUCGGAACUAAAUCGCCUACAGGCUGAGAAUGAUGCCUCCAAAGAGGAAGUGAAAGAGGUGUUGCAAGCCUUGGAGGAACUUGCAGUUAACUAUGACCAGAAAUCACAAGAAGUGGAGGACAAGACAAGAGAAUUUGAGCUACUAAGCGAUGAACUGGGUCAAAAGUCGGCUACAUUAACGUCCAUUGAUGCAGAGCUGCAAAAACUGAAGGAAAUGACCAAUCAUCAGAAGAAACGAGUGACUGAGAUGAUGACGUCAUUAUUAAAAGAUCUUGCAGAAAUUGGAAUUGCAGUUGGCAACAAUGAUGUUAAGCCUGAGGGAAGUGGUCUGCUAGAUGAGGAAUUUACAGUGGCACGGCUGUACAUUAGCAAAAUGAAAUCUGAAGUGAAGACCAUGGUGAAACGCUGCAAGCAGUUGGAAAGCACGCAAGUCGAGAGUAACCAGAAGUUAGAAGAGAAUGAAAAGGAACUGGCAGCUUGUCAACUUCGCAUUUCCCAGCAUGAGGCAAAGAUCAAGUCGCUCACAGAGUACCUGCAGAACGUAGAACACAAAAAGAGACAUCUGGAAGAGUCUGUUGAUUCACUCAACGAAGACUUGGUCAAGCUUCAGACACAAGAAAAAGUACAUGAAAUGGAAAAAGAGCACUUGAACAAAGUGCAGACUGCAAAUGAAGUAAAGCAAGCUGUAGAGCAACAAAUGCAGAGCCACCGUGAGGCCCAUCAGAAACAGAUCAGCAGUUUGAGGGAUGAAAUUGAAAAGAAGGAAAAGCUCAUCACUGACCUUCAAGACCAAAAUCAGAAAAUGAUGCUAGAGCAGGAGCGUCUACAUGUAGAACAUGAAAAGCUAAAAACUGUAGAUCAGGAAAAAAGCCGCAAAUUACAUGAACUGACCAUUAUGCAGGAUCGACGAGAACAAGCAAGGCAGGACCUCAAAGGACUGGAAGAAACAGUGGCAAAAGAACUCCAGACACUCCAUAACCUUCGGAAGUUAUUUGUUCAAGACUUAGCGACCAGAGUUAAAAAGAGUGCAGAAAUGGAUUCUGAUGAUACUGGUGGUAGUGCUGCACAGAAGCAAAAAAUCUCCUUUCUCGAGAACAACCUUGAACAGCUCACAAAGGUUCAUAAACAGUUGGUACGAGAUAAUGCAGAUCUCCGUUGUGAGCUUCCAAAACUGGAGAAACGACUUAGAGCUACAGCUGAGAGAGUCAAGGCUUUGGAAUCUGCAUUAAAGGAAGCCAAAGAGAAUGCAGCCCGAGAUCGCAAACGCUACCAGCAGGAAGUAGAUCGCAUCAAGGAUGCUGUGCGAGCAAAGAACAUGGCGAAGAGAGUGCACUCUGCACAGAUCGCUAAACCCAUCCGCCCUGGUCAACCCCCUAUGGCUUCCCCAACUCACCCAAGUGCAAUUCGUGGGGGAGGUGGAUUCUUCCAAAACAGCCAAGCAGUUGCCGUACGUGGAGGUGGAGGCGGCGUGAAAUCAGAUAAGUUUGUCAGUGGAGGGAUGGCUAAUAAUGCUGAAAUUGGAGACAUUGGCUUCUUGCCUUCUUCUGUAAAAGCUGCUAAAGCAACAACAUAAUCAAAGAGAAGCAGACAUCAUCCAAACAACCCAUCAUUCCAAAGCAGUGUGAACUCUCCAACUAAGACUUUUCACAGGAUUAUUUUUGAAAAAUUUAAAAAAAAACUGGCCUGUACAGCUCCACCCUUGGCAAAAUCUCCUUACUGAUCUCCUUGCAAAACAAGAGUGCAAUGUAGGCGUCUUGCAAAUAACUACAUCUAAUUUACCGUGUAGCUCCAUUGCACAGUACAUUGUCAUUCAUGUCUUAAAUUUAGUCUGCACUGUGCCAAGUUGAAUGUACGUUGUUGCAGGAAAACUUUAGCAGAAGCGUUGAAGCCUAAUUUGUGUACAUUUCAUUGUUUUAGGACUUGUGAAACAAUGUCGCCAAGUAGAUUUGAUAAGCUUGUUUUACAGUGAAAAAUGAUUUGGCGGAAUGCAGCUAUCAUUCUCGUGUAAAUUAAGAUAGUACUUGAAGUUUUUCUUGAAAUGGAUUUUUUUUGGCUCGAGAUGAAGAGGAGUAGUACAAUUUGAAUACUGAAGGUACAUUCAUGACAGUAUGGGGUUAGAGCAGAGUGUUAGGGUAGUACUGAAUAAAAUGCUGCUAACAAUGAAAUACAGGAAUGUUCAAUGAGACUGUUUAACAUGAAUAUGUUGUGACGUUGUCCGACUAAGUUUAUGGGAGAACGCUAAAACACUUUGGCUGACCAUAAAUGUAUGAGGGAAAAAUUAAAAGGCAUUAUAUUUUAAGAUGGAGCACACAACAACAUAUUCUGUCCAGAUUCUUGCCAUCGCUUUUUGUGGUAAAUUAAAGAUCAAUAUUUCACCCUUGGGCUCAUUAUAUAGCAAGAUAGCAUUAUUUUAAAAAUAUUUGAGUUAAGACAUUGCACUGUUACUGGUUUUAUAAUGGAUUUCAGGUGAAGUGCAAACACUCAAAAAAAAAAUUUAAGUUUUAAUUGAUAAAAUCAUUAACAACUGGCCAUUGAACAUUUUGCUGUCAUCUCUAGUGUGCUAAGUACUUAGUACAUGCUAUUAAUCACUAUUCAGUGAUAACCAAUAAAAUUCAAGAUGGCUUAAAAAAGGCACAAAUGGAAAGCAGGUAAAAUUUGUAAAGUACUAUUUUACCACAAUUGGGUUUUUCUAGAAAAGCAAAAUACUGAUGUUGAAUCUAACUUAUCUUUAAAAACAAAUCUUAUCCACAAGAGGUAAAACUGAUUCUAUUCUGGCACUUAUCCAGAAAACAUAUUUACAGUAUAAAAGGCUGGUUAUUAACAUAAACAGGAAAAGGUGAGGAACAGAAUAAAUGAUGCAAAAGAUUAGAUAACUGGGUAAGACUUAUUUUUUGGAGGAAAAAAAUGAGAAAGCAAUAUGUGAUGAAUAAAACUUCAAUGAAGUAUCUCCAAGGACCCAAUGGUCUAAAUCUAGUCCUGAUGUAAACACUGUUGAGGAAUAUCUUGAAGUGGCGCAGCCCCUAAUAUAUAUCAAUCUUGCAUGUGUCAUUUAUAGUUACAAAAAUACAGGUCUCUGCUUGUCAAAUCAAUUAGGAUUACUUGUGGAGUGUUAUUACGUGUGACUAUAGGCAGAAAGUUGUUCUGCUCCGUUUCUCCUAAACUUAAUGGAUCAAGCCUUGUGACAAGGUUUUGGCUAAGAAGACUAUUGGAUGUGUGAAUAAGUGAAUUCAUUCUUGUGCAAAAGAAAAUGCACUUUACAAGUUAGUAAAUAGCCAAAUUGGCAGGUCGAACAAAUGUUUUUUGUGUGGUCUGAAUAAAUGACUCAUUGUUAUACCAUUUUAAACAUGAGGUGAUUAUUUUUGGCAUUGUAUCCUUCAGCCUCUGAAUUUUCGAAUUCUAUGAUUUACUUCUGACUUGGUGGAGGCUGACCAACAAAUCAGCCAAUAAAGCAACUCUUUUAAACACAGUGCCGAACAUACAUAACCGCUACUGUUUCUGAUGCCUUGUCGUUGCAAGGUUGAUCACUCUUGGAUUUGUUGCUCUUGAUACUGAUAAACAGUCAGUGUAUCAGGACAUCUGACAAAAAGGCCUUACAGAUGCUAUAUUAAUAGGAUUGAUAUAAAAAUCUUUUAAGUUUGAUUAUCUUUCCUUCAAAAAAAACAAUGCCAUACUCCAAUUGGUUUUGAAAAAAGGAAUAUUUGGACCAUAAGACACUAUUUAUUGUCUAAGAUGAAACUUAAUUGCUUUUGUACAUUUAUUGUCUUUACAAUAGUACAAACAACCUAAUUUUGCAUAUUUACUUGUUAGUUUUCCUGUUUGACAUAUUGGGUCAUGUAUGUGCCUAAAACUCAAUAUUGGCCAAAAGGUGCAGCCACUGCACUGAAGACAUGACUGGUUUAAGGACCUGUUUCCUGUAUUCCAAUUUUCUUUGAUGCACAUCACAUUUUGAAAUUGCACAAAGUUGCCAUGGCAAAUCAUCUGGACAGGACUGCACACUGGAUGUUGAAUACAAAUUUAUUCUCAUUUGCCGAAUAGUAAAUGCCUUGCUAUCCUGAUUGCAUUGCAGUGUACUCUUCAAGUGCUUAUUGUGAGCUCAUUCCUCAGAUCUUGUAGAAAUGAAUGGUUUUAAAACAUAAACGCAAUUGAAUAAAAACCUAGUAUUUAUUCAUGGUGAUCAACUAAAUUAUUUGCAUAAUUUAAACAAUGCUAAGGAAAUUACUGUAAUAGUUCUAAAUUUGACAUGAGAUGACACUAUGGUUUCCGCCUGUGGAAUAUGGUGCAGAAUAAGUCGGACAGCAGAAGGCACAUAACAUUCUGUUUUCGUUAAGCCAUCAUUUAGUUUUGACUGACUGCAUGCUGUAAAUGUAUUUGUGUUUAAAUAAAUGACUUUUGUCUGGGAAUUCUGUGA